Molecule: messenger RNA, 516 nt
Organism: Rhinolophus ferrumequinum (greater horseshoe bat)
Lineage: Eukaryota; Metazoa; Chordata; Mammalia; Chiroptera; Rhinolophidae
Product: signal-regulatory protein beta-1-like
Exons: 4
Coding region: 1-516 (171 amino acids)
Biological process (GO): positive regulation of phagocytosis; positive regulation of T cell activation
Cellular component (GO): plasma membrane
Source: RefSeq, a predicted model, not a curated record
AUGCUAGUCCCUGCCUUCCUGCCCCAACUACCUCUGCCAUCCCUGCCGCUGCCUCUGCUGCUGGGACUCACAGGAGGGGCAGGUGAGAAGGAGCUGCAGGUGAUUCAGCCUGAGAAGUCAGUGUCGGUCGCCGCUGGAGAGACGGCCACUCUGCCCUGCACCCUGACCUCCCUGCUCCCUAUAGGGCCCAUCUUGUGGUUCAGGGGGACAGGGCCAGGCCGGGAGCUAAUCUACAGUUCGAAAGGAGGCGAUUUCCCCCCAGUAACAAGAGUUUCAGACUCCUCAAAGAGAAACAACACAGACUUUUCCAUCCGCAUCAGUAACAUCACCGCAGGAGAUACCGGUACCUACUACUGUGUGAGGUUCCGGAGAGGAGACCCUGACGAGGUGGAGUUUAAGUCUGGACCAGGCACCAGGGUGUUUGUGCAUGACGUCCCCGUGUCAGUUGAUGGGAACGCCAUUAUUCCAGGUAGCUCAGAGCACAGGGCCCCAGGCACCGUGGCUGGGCCCCAAUGA